Molecule: messenger RNA, 966 nt
Organism: Durio zibethinus
Lineage: Eukaryota; Viridiplantae; Streptophyta; Magnoliopsida; Malvales; Malvaceae
Product: E3 ubiquitin-protein ligase RSL1-like
Biological process (GO): protein ubiquitination
Molecular function (GO): ubiquitin-protein transferase activity; zinc ion binding
Source: RefSeq, a predicted model, not a curated record
AUGUCCUUCAUUAAUAAAAUCCUCUUCCCACUGCGGAAAAAGAAGAAAACAGAUGAAGGAAAACGAAAGCAAUCGACUCCAUCUUUUUGCGGCUCCUCCGGGACUUGUUAUGAAGCCAAAUUGAUAGCUGAAACUCAAAAUUUUUUGCAAACCAAGCCAGAUUGUUCGUUGAACGUGAGUCGUCUAAAAAGAAAGUUGCAUGAUAUCAAUUCCCCGGAAAAUAAUCCAAUGAAGAAUCAGAAAGGGAAAGAAAUAGUUGUGGAACUCGAAGAAUUAUCCUUCCCUAGAGCCACUAGUUAUCCACAGCCUGGUGAAUCUUCUAAUACAACCUGGUUUUGCAAAAUUUGCAUGGAACCAAAACCAGCUUCGAUGAUGUUUAAAGUGACCCGAUGUAAUCAUUCCUUCUGCUUUGCUUGCACUCGACGGCAUAUUGCGACGAACCUGAAGGACGAAAAUAAGAUAGAGGUAUGUUGUCCUGAGUCUAAUUGUCAAAGCUUGAUUACACCGAAAAAGUGUAAAUCAAUCCUGCCAUGGGAAGUGAUUUAUAGAUGGGAAAACACCUUGUAUUACUCUCAAACACCGCCAAUUCUGACAUUUGAUUGCCCUUUGGAGGAUUGCUCAGCUAAGAUAGUAGAUGAUGGAAAAGAUAUUGGUGUGGUUCAAUAUGAGUGCCCUGCAUGUCAUAGGAAAAUUUGUGCUGAGUGUAGAGAUUUCGUGCAUGAAGGUAUGGAUUGUGAUGCAUUUAAGGUAUUGGUCGAACGUGUGAUGGAGGAUGCAGAAGAGGAAAAACUUGACUGUGCAUUGUUGAAGCUUGCUGAGAAGGAAAAUUGGAAGAGGUGUCCUAAUUGCAAUGACUUUGCUGGAAAGACAGAAGGAUCUAACAAACUAGAAUGCUGGUGUAAGUACAAGUAUUGCUAUGAUUGCGGAUCAGAGUGGAGCGAAGAACACUCGUGUUUUAACUCUUGA